CACAGAUGCUCUAAACAAGGAUAGUCCUCUAAACACCAUCGUUGGAAAUGUAAAUUGAUACUGGCCAGCGGCCACUUCUAGAGAAAGCUUGCCAUAAGCAUAUAAGAACACAACACCAAUUGGUCAUCUUCCCAUUUUGGGUCAGGUACCGACUACCCAAUCAAGAUGGUCGCGUCCAUAGAAGAUCGGCUCGGCUAUGUUGGUUGUCAGUUGUCACCAACUAUAUGGCGUUCUUUACGCGGUGGCGGUGGCACCCUUAGUUUACAAUCCAUGUGGAGGUGGAAAAGAAGGGACGCGGGGCUGGAGCGGUUGUUCACCAUUUGUACAUGGUGUAACAUCAUCUGUACAAGGUGUAACAAUAGAACAACAGCGAGUAACAAUAGAACAACAUUUUUAUGGGUCUCACACGACGUGAAAAUCGAGUUACAAGACGUGAUCUGAGCUGCACAAAUUUUUGAAACCUCAUCCAGACCGUGAACUGCCUGGGACCGUCCAGGCCCCUCGUCCGAAAAGAAGAGGGGAGACUUGCAUGGCAGGACAGACAGGGACUGGGAAAGUAAAUGCCAUCGAGUGUGACAUUUGUCGGCCUAAACGAGGAGAUGACAUGUUGAGCAAUCCAAGAAAAAGAAGCAGUACAAAAGGCUCAAGCAGCAAAGCAAGGCAAAUUUGUUACUCCUACUAUAGCAGACGGAAGUCAUGAAAGGGAGGAUGAGGCUGUCCAGAAUCGGAACAAAUUCGUGCACGCUGAUGCUUCUGCUGAUCAUACUCUCGGAGUUGGCCUGGCCAUCACUAGCCUGCUCUUCUGAUACAAGCAAUUGUAGUCAGUGCAUCGCUAAUGGCAUGAAGUUCAACUGCCCCGGGUGUGUGCCAAUCAUGCGUUGCAUGGCCAAGUGUUUGUGGGGUGGCACUUCUCGUACCAAAUGCAUGAAGAAAUGUGAUUGCAAUACUGACUACCCAAAGCUCGCUGAUUGCAAAAAAUGCUUAUCCCGGUGCAAGUGCAGCUGCUCUGCCUAGAUGUGUACGGUAGCCAUGUUUCAGGAGCACACCUGUGUUCAAUUUGAUGUAUUUCUGCUGUUAAAUUUGUGUGGAUUCUCGCAACAGUUGUGUGGAUGUAUUCCUCGUGUGAUCAUAGGCUUUGUAAGGUA
This is a messenger RNA of Coffea arabica (coffee), 1145 nucleotides long. RefSeq lists its product as uncharacterized. Lineage: Eukaryota; Viridiplantae; Streptophyta; Magnoliopsida; Gentianales; Rubiaceae. The record is from RefSeq and is a predicted model, not a curated record.